AUGACUCCAUGGAGUACUGUUGUAUGCACUGGGAGCAAAGGGCAAGUGUCAGUUGUAAGGCUCAAUGCAAUCGCGAUUUCUUCCCUGAAACAUCACCUUCAUGGCUCAAGGCAUCAUCUAACAUGGACAAGGAAUCAACUCAUUUUCUUCCUUCUUCAUCACUUAAUGGUGAUAAUGAGAGUAUCCUCAGCAUCUUCAUCAAACCGAGCAGUUGAGCCGGGUGGUGAGCAGGGACGUUCUCUGCCUCUUCCUCCAGAUGAACAGGCUGGCGAUGAAGAAAGUGAUGAUCUUCAAUGGGAAGUAGAAUCAUCUAUUGAUGAUGAGGCAAACGAGGAUGAUGAUCUUCCCUGA
Messenger RNA from Monascus purpureus, 351 nucleotides. NCBI's taxonomy places the organism in Eukaryota, Fungi, Ascomycota, Eurotiomycetes, Eurotiales, Aspergillaceae. The record is from the annotation of a GenBank genome assembly.